AUGGCGAACACAGCGGGGCUCGUCGUCCCUUGCAAUGGUAGAAGAAAUCGCUCUUCCUCUGCCGGCGUCUUCUCUUCCUUGGCUUCUGAUGAAUCGUCAUUUUGAUAUCGUCCCCUGAUCGAUUUGCUGUGUGCUUCCGACGGGUUCGCGGAAACCGAGCAGCGGCGGUGGCGUGGGAGGCUGGAAAGCCCCUGGUGAUACAGAGGAUCGAGGUGGCCCCCCCGCAGACUAUGGAGGUGCGGAUCAAGGUCAAGUACACGUCCCCGUGCCACACCGACGUAUACUUCUGGGAAGCAAAGGCAAGCACUCCCGCAACCCCUGAUCAACCCAAUCCAUGUUACUGUUUAUUGCUUUGUCCAAUCUGCUUCUCUGGAGUAUUCUCCUCCUUGUUUUGUUUCAUCUUACGGCCGUCCUUGAUUGGCAUCAUGAUGGAUCCUGUAAAGGGCAGGAUUCUGUUAUCGAUUUUCCUCGUUGGCCGUUCGUAGGAAGCGAAUCAAAAUAGAAGAGACGUAGGAAAGUGUGGUACUAGUCAUUAUUGGUGUGUCGGACUGUUCGUCAGUUCUACUUACUUUCUAUGUUUAUCUACCUAAACAGAUACAAUUUACUAGUCUUUUUAUCUCCACAUGAAACUUUCAAAUUGCUGCUAGACUCAUGUCUGAAGUUCCCAAGCUAAGAAAUAAUUCGAUUCAUGUCAAAAUAGUUGCUAGACUCAUGUCUGAACUUCUCAAGCUAAGACGAAAUUCAACUCAAUAUCAACUCAGUCCAGACUCUCAGGCCCGUUUAUUGAUUCAGCAUCGACUCCCACAAUUUUAUAUCCAAAACUUUCUUUCAUACGCUUCCAUCCAUUGAAAAACGUUACCUGUGUAAACCAUCCAAUCUUAGCCUAUACCAGGAACAAAAGCUUGGAUUUAGUUUCUGCUUAGACCAGAUAGAAAAUGCUUGUCCCUGAAAUCCCACGCAUGAAACUUCUCACUUUCAACCCUUGAGAAACUCGCUAACAUAUGGACCAUAUUUAUACUGGUAAAACAUACCGCCUAAUCCAUCAUCCUUUGGGAAAUCUCCAUCAAGAUCAGCUUUCAAAAACGUUCUGCCUGACGAACUACAGAAAAACAAUAGAACAAAAUCGCUUUGAUAUCUUUUUGUUUGGACACUAUUCAUACCGAUUUCCCAACUUCAUGCUUAACAUCCGAGGAAGAAUACUUUCUCCCAUCUCCCUACAUUACGGCUUUCUCUCUUCUCUCAGUUUUUUUUACAACCGUGGGAUUGAUUAUCAAGGUACUUCUGGCUUCGAUGCCAUCCCCAUAUACAUAUGUCACGAUCUUCUUCUAGACCUGAACUUAGUAAUUUCAUCGCCAUCCAUCAAAAGAUUGACAGAAGCUCCUACAGAUUUCCUCUUCCCAAUGGUAUCAUGCUAUAGGUUUUUCUCUGGCAUCGAUGAAUUCUGCAGAUGUUGCAGGCUUGGAGGAUCACCUAAUGGGCCUUUGAAAGAUAAGAAAUUUUCUGAAGAAAACUGCAAUUGGAAACCCGCAUUGUUCAGAAGAUACCUAAUGUUUUCAUUGAGAUAUCAAUGUUUCAAUUGCAUCCGAUUCUGCGUUCCCGUUAUAUUUCCAAAAUCAUUCUGCGCAUAACCUAUGUUUUAUAAUAUAUAAUUCGUACAUCGUAUCGUUUCAUGACCAUCAAAGGUAUGCCUCUUUAAUCUUCGUCCUGUCUCCUUAUAAUUUUAAUCUGCCAUAAUUUUUGGAAUUUUUUUUAAAGAAACAUUAAGUUUUGGAUUGAUCAUCACAAAUCCUUGUCAUAGUGAGAACCAAGACUAUGUUUUUGUUCGUCAGUACUGAAAUCGGAGACUGCCUGACCCAAGUCCGACCUUAACCCAAUGUUUCAAACAGAAAAAAAAUUCAACAAGUUCGAUGGAUCAGCGUUGAUCUUAAUCCACAAUCAUUUCGUCCUGCUGUCAUAUUAAAACCAGGAUGAAUACAGAAAAAAUAGAAGGAUUUUUUCAUAGGGUACGAAGGGGAAACGGUCAAUACGGUCGUUUGAGCAUUGUUUGAGAUGAUCAUUCUCAUAUAAUAUCAAGAUUUUUUUCGAAAAUGUCACCAAGUUCUCUCAUAGCCUUUACUGGUAAAUUGUAAAAGCUUCUCAUACAUUUCUUGGAAUAUACUCUACAUGCAGAUGGCGCUUUCGGUUCGUCGAGUAUGUGUUUAUAACAAUUUUAAGGAUUGUACAACUCAUGAUCUAAUUUAAUAUUUAUGGUUUUCUAAGACUUGGUCUUCUGUAUUUCAGGGGCAGACGCCACUAUUUCCUCGCAUUUUUGGCCAUGAAGCAGCCGGGUACAAUUAUUGCGGUUUUUUUCUUUAAAAAAUCUGUGAUAUAUUUAUUUACAUUAUUCCAUGAAAAUAUCCACGUUUCCUUCAUAGAAACUGAAAUUAUGACGUUGACUUCAUUAAUUAUGCUAUAAAUAUCUGAAGCUAGUAAUUAAUCUGUAAUUAUGACCAUUUUUCUGCUAAUCACGGCAGGAUUGUGGAGAGCGUUGGUGAAGGCGUUACAGACCUCCAGCCGGGGGACCAUGUCCUCCCUGUGUUUACUGGGGAGUGCGGCUACUGUGCACACUGCAAGUCAGAAGAGAGCAACAUGUGUGAACUCCUGAGGAUCAACGCUGACAGGGGAGUGAUGAUCGGCGAUGGAAAAACUCGGUUCUCGGUCAACGGCGAACCCAUCUAUCACUUUCUCGGCACGUCAACCUUCAGCGAGUACACAGUCGUCCACUCCGGCUGCCUCGCCAAGAUCAACCCCUCUGCACCUCUUGACAAGGUCUGCAUUCUCAGCUGCGGCAUAUCGACAUGUGGACCGAUCGUUACUAUUUUUAUCCGGUCCGUCUGAUCCGAUUAUGGAAGCCCUGCGUUGACUUUGCCUGCUGAAUCCUCCAGGACUUGGAACCACACUGAAUGUGGCUAAGCCGAAGAAGGGCUCCUCGGUUGCAGUAUUUGGGCUGGGAGCUGUAGGACUUGCAGUAAGUGGAUCAUUCUUCAACUUCUCCAAGGAUUACGGAGCGCUCCCCAUUUAUAUUUUUCAUGGAUUUUUCAUCUCAAUUCUAGGCUGCAGUAGGCGCAAAGAUCGCUGGAGUCUCGAGAAUCAUCGGCGUUGACCUGAAUCCGGGCAGAUUCGAAGAAGGUAAACCGGCCUGAAUCCCGGAGAAAACAUCAGGUUCUCGGGUCAUCUUCUCGCAAUCCACAGAUUCUGACAGUCCCUCCAAAUCUUCUCAGCCAAGAAGUUUGGAGUCACCACUUUCGUCAACCCGAAGGACUACGACCGACCAGUGCAAGAGGUCAACCCUCCAUCCUCUCUCUCUCUCCCUCUCUCUCUCUCUCUCCCCCCUCUUUCACUCUCCCACAUUUGACUUUUAACUUUUGACUUCUCCCCGGCCUCCCCGACUUUGACCUCUGUCGCAGGAGCUGGAGGUGGAGAAGUUCAUCACCGACAGGGUCCCCUUCUCCCAGAUCAACAAGGCGUUUGACUACAUGUGGAAAAGCGAGGGCCUCCGCUGCGUCGUCGCCAUGGACGAGUGA
Molecule: messenger RNA, 3563 nt
Organism: Spirodela intermedia
Lineage: Eukaryota; Viridiplantae; Streptophyta; Magnoliopsida; Alismatales; Araceae
Source: the annotation of a GenBank genome assembly